Molecule: messenger RNA, 1542 nt
Organism: Alternaria postmessia
Lineage: Eukaryota; Fungi; Ascomycota; Dothideomycetes; Pleosporales; Pleosporaceae
Exons: 2
Coding region: 1-1542 (513 amino acids)
Molecular function (GO): oxidoreductase activity, acting on paired donors, with incorporation or reduction of molecular oxygen; iron ion binding; heme binding
Source: RefSeq, a predicted model, not a curated record
AUGGGCACCGCAACAAUAUGGUUCGUUCAAAGGGUCGCCAGAUAUGACGAGCUAUCUUCGAUAUGGAUGAUUAUGGGAGUAACUAUAUGCGUGGCCUUGGUGUAUACUCUCUGGACUGUUGUCUACAACCUUUACCUCAAUCCACUUAAGCAAGUACCUGGUCCUUUUCUGUGGUCUAUCUCGUCUACACCACUUUUCCUGGCAUCCGUUUCUGAUACGCCACAUAAACAAAUCCUCGCGUUACAUCAGAAGUAUGGCGGGGUCGUCCGCACAAGUCCAAACUCCGUGUCAUGUCUCCACGCAACAGCAUGGAAGGAGGUUUACGGACACCGUAAGCCCGGUCAGCCGGAAAACCUCAAGCAUCCAGGCUUCGUGGCUGAAGUCGCAUCAGGCAUCAUCGGGGCCGACACAAAAACUCAUACAUACCAACGUCAACUGAUAGCCCCAGGAUUCUCGGCCCAGGGGAUGCAGCGUCAAGAGCACAUUAUUCAGCACCAUGUCAACAACCUCUUCAGCUGCUUUGAAGAACACUAUGCUAAGGGAAGACCCCUCGAUCUGGCCAAGUGGUUCAACUAUUUCUCGUUUGACAUCAUUGGCGAUCUCAGCUUCGGCGAGUCCUUUGGGAACCUGGAGCGGGGAGACUUCCACCCGUGGAUUGCGACGAUCUUAGAGUUCUUCGUUGCGCAGCAUGAUAUGGCGCAUUUUCGGCGGGCAUAUCCGUUGUUGGAGGCGAUGGUGGGCCCUCUUGUUAAGGUCCUUGCUGCGAAGAUCAUCCUGAAGCAUAACACGUUCAUGCGUACCCAGGUCGCGAAACGUUUGGCUUUGGAGCCUACUCGACCAGACUUCAUUGAUGGUAUGAAGUCUGAUCAUGCUAAGGGGAAAGAAGGCCUUUCCUUUGAAGCAAUCUGUCAUAACGCGAGCAUCUUCGUCGUGGCUGGAUCGGAAACGACUGCACUCGCACUUACCGGCGCGACUUACCUACUCUGCACCCAUCCAGAGGUGCUCACCAAGCUCAAAGAAGAGAUUGACUCAUCUUUUGAUAGUGAACAACAGAUCACUCUUCUCAGCGCGCAGCGACUCAAGUAUCUUACAGCCGUCAUAGAUGAGACCCUGCGUAUCUACCCAGCCGCUGUAGGCUCCGUGCCGCGACUGAUCCAACGCCAUGGCGAGGUCGUUGGUGGACACUUCCUUCCCGGAGGAACAUGCGUGGAUAUAUGGCAUUGGGCAAUGUAUCAUAACCCAGCUAACUUCACCGAGCCAGAGGUUUUUGCUCCUGAACGAUGGCUUGGAGACCCUCGCUUUGAAGGCGAUAAGAAAGUGGCGUUUCAGCCCUUCUCAACAGGAAAACGCAGCUGUAUUGGUCAGAAUCUUGCGCAUUCUGAGAUAAAGCAGAUCAUGGCCCGGCUGCUGUGGAAGUACGAUAUUGAGCUCGUAGAUCGCGAGUGGUACGACAAGCCAUGGCAUGAUCAACCCGUGCGCGCUUCUUACGUGCACCCGCCGUUGAAUGUUAGAUUUAGUCUUAGAACAGAGCAGUUGAGAUAG